GGAUAGACCUUGGAUCCAGUCCUAGGCUGGCUUGAUCAACAGGAAUAGAAAUAUUCUCCCUUAUCAUUCUGUCUCAACAAAUGUUUCUCUCUCAAGAAAACAACUCAUAGCUAUGUUAUGUCCCAUUGACGAUCAGGCGAGGAUCAGAAAAGGAGGGAGUGAGAGGAAAGCAAAGCGAAAGGAGUAGGCUAGUAUAGAGCAACCAACGAGACAAAAGAGACUGCAUUGAAUGUGGUGGUUUCCGUCUCGGAAGCCACAUAAUAUAGCCACAUUUUCUCUUUAUUCUAGACGGUGAGAAUACACCGGGGAGGGGACCAUUUACUUGAAGAGAAGGUGAAAUUCUACUCUUUCGAAGUGCGUAGUCACGAGGACUCUAAACAUCUAGUCGUGGACUGGGUGCAUCUUUACUACAUCGAGUGUUCUUUUUCUGUGGGUUGGAGAUCGACCAGAACAAAGGGAGUCUUGAGCAAGGAGUGAGUGAGUGAGCGAGCCGAGCCCCAUUAGUCAUCACCGCCUCUGAAACCAGGCCAAAUGCGUCUCUGAAAGCGACAAUAUACAGUUUUCUCAAUUUCUGUCCGAAUAUUUUUGCCAAUAAGAGGAAGAAGAUUAAAAAAACAUCAAUCGGCGCCCAAAAUGUUUCCUCAAAAUCGACCCCCGGCACCUCUCCAGCCACCCCCUGGGUCCUCGGCGUCGGCAGCUGCAGCUUCGGGAACCCCCCAGGCCCUGAAGCUCACAUACCCAGAGACCCUGGACCGCAUCAAGGAGGAGUUCCAGUUCCUCCAGACCCAGUACCACAGCCUGAAGAUGGAGUGUGAGAAACUGGCCACAGAGAAGACUGAGAUCCAGAGACACUACGUCAUGUAUUACGAGAUGUCCUACGGCCUUAAUAUUGAAAUGCACAAACAGACAGAGAUCGCCAAGCGGCUGAACGUGAUCUGUGCCCAGCUCAUCCCUUUCCUGUCACAGGAGCACCAACAACAGGUGGUCCAGGCCAUGGAGCGCGCCAAGCAGGUGACUAUGGGGGAGUUAAAUGCGUCUAUAGGGCAACAGCUGCAGGCGCAGCACCUCUCUCAGCACGUGGCCCAGGGCUUGCAGGGCCUGCAGGGUCUGCAGGGCCUGCAAAUGGGGCCCCACCCUGGGGGCCUCCCUCACCCUGGCCUGGCGCUGGGCGGUGGGUCUGGCCUAUUGGCCCUGUCCGGGGCCCUGGGGGCACAGCUGGCUGCCAAAGAGGGCCAUGAGAGGGCCCACAUGGAGGCUGCCGCUGCUGCAGCCGCCGCAGAGCACCACAGAGGCUGGCUGCGGGGACGCGGGGCGAUGCUGUCCAUCAUGGACGUAGACCGCGAGGCUGGACCAAGCUCUAUGUCCAACGGGGAUAAGGGCCGUUCAGCAGACUACCUCAGCAAUGGGAAGAAGAGGAAAGCUGACGAGAAGGAGUUCAUGACAGAUUAUGGCAGCGAUGCGGAUAAGAGUGAUGAUAAUUUGGUGGUGGAUGAGGACCCCUCAUCCCCCCGCAGUGUGCACUCCUACUCGUCCAGAGAAAACGGCCUGGACAAACUGCCCCCCUCCCGUAAAGACGCCCUUCCCCAGGCCAGCCCCGCCUCCCUGGCCUCCUCCAGCAGCCAAGCCUCCCCCUCCCGCAGCAAGGACCGGGAGCCGCCGAGGGAGAAGUCCAGUACCCCAGGUAUGAAGCCAGGCACCCCCCACAGUUCCCAGGACUCCUCCACCCCUGGCCCCAGUGCCCCCCCACAGUUCCGCUCCCUCCCUGGCAAACCUGGCGUUGACCCUCUGGCUCUAGGUCUGAGGAACCCUCUGGCGGUGCAGGGGGCGUACCCCCCCGGGGCAUUUGGCCUGCCCCCUCCAGGGGUGAAUGGGGAACUGGCGGGGGCAGCAGCAGCCUACGGGGCUGGGCUCCACCUGGUCUCCCCCCAGAUGAAUGGCUCUGCAGCCGCAGCAGCAGCUGGAUACGGACGAUCAGCAGUGGUGGGUUAUGAGUCUCCUCACCCCCACAUGAGGGUCCCAGGGUUACCCGCCAGCCUGCAGUCUGCUGCCUCAGGAAAGCCUGCUUACUCUUUCCAUGUCAGUGCGGAUGGACAGAUGCAGCCGGUGCCUUUCCCUCCGGAUGCCCUGCUGGGUCCGGGCAUCCCGCGGCAUGCCCGUCAGAUCCACACUCUGAACCACGGGGAGGUGGUGUGUGCCGUCACCAUCAGCACCUCCACACGUCACGUCUACACCGGCGGCAAGGGCUGUGUCAAGGUGUGGGACAUCAGCCAGCCUGGCAGCAAGAGUGCCAUGGCCCAGCUUGACUGUCUGAAUAGAGAUAACUACAUCCGUUCCUGCAAGCUCCUCCCUGAUGGGCGGACCCUCAUUGUUGGAGGCGAGGCCAGCACGUUGUCAAUCUGGGACUUGGCCACACCUACUCCCCGCAUCAAGGCGGAGUUGACGUCUUCUGCCCCGGCCUGCUACGCUCUGGCCAUCUCCCCCGACAACAAGGUCUGCUUCUCCUGCUGCAGUGACGGCAACAUCGUAGUCUGGGACCUGCACAACCAGACCCUGGUCAGGCAGUUCCAGGGUCACACUGACGGGGCCAGCUGUAUUGACAUCUCCAACGAUGGGACCAAACUGUGGACGGGGGGGCUGGACAACACAGUACGCUGCUGGGACCUGAGAGAGGGACGGCAGCUGCAGCAGCAUGACUUCACCUCACAGAUCUUCUCUCUGGGCUACUGUCCUACAGGAGAGUGGCUGGCAGUGGGCAUGGAGAGCAGUAAUGUAGAAGUGCUGCACGUCUCCAAACCAGACAAGUACCAGCUGCACCUCCACGAGAGCUGUGUGCUCUCACUCAAGUUCGCCUACUGUGGUAAAUGGUUUGUGAGCACAGGCAAAGAUAACCUCCUGAACGCAUGGCGGACACCCUAUGGAUCAAGCAUAUUCCAGUCAAAGGAGUCGUCUUCGGUGCUCAGCUGUGACAUCUCCCCCGAUGACCAGUUCAUUGUGACGGGCUCAGGUGACAAGAAGGCCACUGUGUACGAAGUUAUCUACUGAGGAAGGAGCGCUCCGAUUGGAUAAAGUGGGGGCUAGGCUCCCCUGGUGCACCAAGGACUGUAAAGAGAGUGGCGGGUGUCGUGGAGACCAGAGACACACGUUGUACUUUGUUGUUUUGUUUACGUUUGUAAAGGAUUCAGAUGAGGGCGAAGUCGGAUCUCUGGAACUUUGACCUUUAAAAAAAAAUGCUCUGAGAAAAAGCUGGUAGUCUAGCGACACAAUGCGGGAUUCUUCCAAAGACCUGUUUUUUUCCUCUCGUUUUGUUACCUUUUUUCCUGUUUUAAACAAAAUGAAACCUCUGUAGUAAACAAAACAUUUGCAAAAAGAUAAACUUUUUUUUUCCUUUUGAAUUCUUGACAAGCAGUAGGACCAUGGUGUGCGUGCACGUACCGAGGGAGAUAAGGGGGUUGUAAGGGCUGUGUGGAAGGGGGUUAGAUUCAGCAACAAUAUGGUUGUAUUAUUAUACAUGGUGAAAGGACAUACCACUACCCAGGAUAUGAAACUAAAAUGUACAUGUUAAAGGUAUUCUGCAAUUUCAGGGAAAUGGCUACUUACUCCAAGUCGACAACGACGUUAGUGUUUUCUAUUGUAUUUGUAGGGUACAUAGACAGGUAUUUUCACUACUACAUCGUGACAUUUGAACUCGGUGUAUAUAUAUAUAUAUAUAUAUAUAUAUAUAUAUAUAUAUAUAUAUAUAUAUAUAUAUAUAUAUAUAUAUAUAUAUAUAUAUAUAUAUAUAUAUAUAUAUAUAUAUAUAUAUAUAUAUAUAUAUAUAUAUAUAUAUAUAUAAAAACUGUAAAUAAAGCUCUAAAGGCAAAAAAAAGAACAGGUUGUAUUUGCUUAGAGCUGGGGAGAAAAAUAAAUUGUGCAACUAUUGAAAAACUAAUUGUAUGAUUUAAUUUGUAUGAUGAUAUUUCCUUUAUAGUUUUGAGUAUCUAAUUUGAAUUGCAUAUUCCCAAGAGAAGCAGGGCUGUAACUAACCACAUAGGACUGAUGGGUCUGGGAAGGUGGGUAAGAUCUCUGCAGCCACACAGCUCAGUGGGAGUUUUGAUAUGGGUCUGUCUGCUGGUUUUUAAUGUCAUUGUGUCCCAAACUGGAAAUGGAGCCGAGUAGGACUUGCCUCUAACUUCAGUGUCCUCUCAACCCCCCCUCCCCUACACACACCCGGUGUACUCUCUAUAUAGUGUAGCUCUGCUCAGAACAGCCUCAACCAUGAGUAGGGCUCAUAUCCAAAGGUGGACAUGGUCCAGGAGUGGGCAGUUCUGCCUCUGUACAGAUGGAUGAUAAAGCAAUGUGUUCCAAGCUACUGUGUGACCCCUGUAAAUUUGAAUGGUCUGAUGAGUGUACAUGUUGAGAGAUGUCAUAUAAUAGCGAUGUCAUGGAGGCCCUCCGGGACCAUGUCUUAUAACGAACUCUCAUUAGGAGUGGGAUGAAGUUGCCUGGGCCUAGACAAUGAUCUAUGGGCAACAUCGACCUGGAGGAGUAGGUGAUGAUGGGAUGAUUAAGGUGGAUGUUACCACAUUCUCUCUCUAGAAGGGGAAGAUGGGGAGCCAGUGCGUGGCCAAGGGAAGGACCUGUGGGGCAGGUGAAAGAACUCUGGGAGUGCUGUGGGUGCGAUGGUCUGGGGGAGUGGGCGAGUUCAUUUUGCAUGGCCCGGUGCCCUGGGUGUGCAGAGUUCCAUUGGUCCUUAAGUGAACUCUCCACCCACCUGAGGCUCCGGGCCAUGCAAAAUGAACUAGCCCAUUGAUGUGGGCGAUGUAAUGAGACUAAUAAACUAUUUUGUAUGGUU
Messenger RNA from Salvelinus fontinalis (brook trout), 4831 nucleotides. RefSeq names its product transducin-like enhancer protein 1. Gene Ontology annotation, molecular function: transcription corepressor activity; protein binding. NCBI's taxonomy places the organism in Eukaryota, Metazoa, Chordata, Actinopteri, Salmoniformes, Salmonidae. The transcript is spliced from 20 exons. Gene Ontology annotation, cellular component: nucleus; transcription regulator complex. Gene Ontology annotation, biological process: regulation of DNA-templated transcription; negative regulation of canonical Wnt signaling pathway. Bases 634 to 3042 code for a protein of 802 amino acids. The record is from RefSeq and is a predicted model, not a curated record.